Molecule: messenger RNA, 1230 nt
Organism: Linum tenue
Lineage: Eukaryota; Viridiplantae; Streptophyta; Magnoliopsida; Malpighiales; Linaceae
Source: the annotation of a GenBank genome assembly
CCCUUUCAUCAUUCUUAAGGGACAAUUUUAAAUUAAUCCUUCCCACGGAUCCCUAAUCUAAUGGGGAUUAUCCAAUUUCUCUAAUCCACUAAUUGGCUUCCACAUUUUCUCAACUCUCCCCCCACUUGGAGCUGCAGCAGGCAGGGUAUAUAAAUUCUUCUGGGCAAACAGAUCCUUUCAAUCAAAUCAUUCCUUCAAGCAAAAACAAGAAAUAAAAGGAACCCACCUAUCUCCUGAAAACUUGAAUCCGAUGGCAUCCACGACGGCGCGUCCACUUCUCCUCCUGGCUUCCGCCGUUGUUCUCGCCUCUUUCCUGGCCACCGCCGCUCACGCCUCCGGUCUCUUCUCCACCCUCCCCAAAACCCUCGUCGUCACUGCUUCCCCAACUCCAGGUCAAGUUGUGAAGGGAGGAGAGGACAAAAUCAAGGUCACGUGGGGAUUGAACAAGAGCCUGCCAGCUGGCACCGACGACAAGUACAAGACCAUCAAGGUGAAGCUGUGCUACGCGCCGGUGAGCCAGAAGGACCGGCCCUGGAGGAAGACCGUGGACCAUCUCAACAAGGAUAAGACCUGCCAGUUCAAAAUCGUGGCCAGACCUUACGCCGGAAAUGACAGCAUCGAGUGGACGGUGGAGAAGGAUGCCCCGACCGGCAUGUAUUUCGUACGCGUCUACGCUUUUGACGCCGUGGACGGAGAACUCGGGUACGGGGAGACCACGGAUGCGAAGAAAACCACUAACCUGUUUCAGGUGGAAGCAAUCAGCGGCCGCCACGCCACCCUCGACAUCGUCUCCAUAUGUUUCAGCGUUUUCUCGGUUGUCUCGCUCUUUGGCUUCUUCUUUAACGAGAAGAGGAAGGGGAAGGCCGAAUCCAAGUGAGGGGAAAGCAAAUCAACCAAACAACGUAUGGUUGAUGUGUGUAGGGAACACAUAAAACUGGCGAUUAGUAAUAUCAUUUCUCGCUUAUUAUUAAAUUGUUCUAUAUGUUUGCCAGUUUUUUCCCCCUUUUUUCUGUUGAUUUUCCUUUUUUCUUCUCCCUUUUAGUUGCUUAAGACUUGACUCUUGAGAGAGUGGCAUAUGACAUGAGAGAUGUAAGACGGGUCGGGUGUGGAAGACGGAAGGAUGAAUGAGAACCUAAUACUUAAAAUGUUUGACUUUGUUUAGUUGACAAAAAGAGAGAUCUCAUUGGAUACAUUUUCUCUUUUUUGAAUGACAGUAGAGAAAAAAGUCAC